Hyposmocoma kahamanoa is the source of this 7665-nucleotide messenger RNA. RefSeq names its product tyrosine-protein phosphatase 69D-like (gene Ptp69D). The transcript is spliced from 27 exons. Gene Ontology annotation, biological process: protein dephosphorylation. Bases 45 to 4463 code for a protein of 1472 amino acids. Lineage: Eukaryota; Metazoa; Arthropoda; Insecta; Lepidoptera; Cosmopterigidae. Gene Ontology annotation, molecular function: protein binding; protein tyrosine phosphatase activity. The record is from RefSeq and is a predicted model, not a curated record.
AGCAGUAUUCUGCGUAUUGAGUCUAAAAAGCUCUCGAAUCCGCCAUGACAAUGGCUCGUAUACUCGAGUACGGUCAUGGAGUUUGGGCAUUACAUUUUCUGUGUUUUACAUUGUUUUAUGCAGUUUUAGCUCAAGAUGUAAAAAUUGAAACUGUGGACGUGAGAGUACACAAUCACGAGUAUGGUGGCAUUAGCAACAUCACCUGUCAAGUCUCACCUGCUACUGCCGAGAUCAAAUGGAUAUUCAAAGAAGAGAUUAUUAAUUCUACUAAUGGGAAAAUUGUUAUAACUAAGUCACUACACAAAGAUGAAGAUGGUACUCAAUACAUGGAGUCCUUAUUGACAAUCAUCAAAACCAAUAAGGCCAACACUGGCGACUAUAUUUGUGAAGCUAAACUUGGUAAUGUUACACACAAAGAAAAGGUGACACUGGACGUCACAUUUCCAGCGGAAUUUAUUCCUACAAAUGUCACUUACUAUGUAAAUGCCACGCAAGAGGACAAGGAAAACAGUGUCAAAAUGGAAUGUGUCUUUAAAACCUACAACAUUCCUGAAAACGUAGUAUGGCAGAGAAUUGGAGAUGAUUCUACUUACUCGCGGAAUUUUACAGUAAUUAACGAAACACACAUUCAAAGCAUACUCGCCAUUAAUAAGGUAGUGCCGCACCAAAACGGCACAUACGAAUGUAAAUUAAACGACACAGUCUCAGGAGUAGUCAUUGGAAAAGUUGACCUAAUAGUGUAUGGCGACCCUAAAAUCUUGAUAGACUCUGUCAUUGGUAUAAACAGGACAGAAUUAUAUUUCAACUGGACUGUCGAUCCGUUCAAUUCCGAAAUUGACAAGUAUGAAGUCAGCUUUGCAACCCCACCGGAAGGUUUUGUAUAUUUCUUCACAAGACCAGAAAAAAAUGCUACAUCUUUUGUUUUGACCAACUUGAAACCGUCUACAGAGUACACGGUAAAAGUGACAGUGCACACAAAACAUGGAAGUGCUACUUCUAAAGUGAAAUCCGGCAAAACAUUGGAUGUGGAACCAAAUUUCGUACCAGUAAUAGAUAUUAAAGGGUUUUCUGCUACUUCAGUCACAAUUGACUGGGCUUCCCCACCUGAAGAUAUAGCUAAUCUUAUUCACUAUUAUCUUUUGGAGGCUAAAAAGAAAGACGGUGGAACUCCAAGAAAAGCAUACCAUUCACGAGAUUCAAGAAAUCUUCCUUAUAUGUUUGAUAACCUGGAACCUCACAGCACUUAUAUUUUUAAGGUAAGAGCAUGCCAAGACUACACAAAGAAGUGUUGGGACUGGUCUGACGAGAUGGAAGCAGCCACUUUAGACGGUACACCUGGCAAACCGAGCGAUCCGAGAGCCAAUUGUUCGGCGACACAGAUGGACCUUACGUGGGGCCCGCCGAUAAAACCAAACGCUGAGAUCAAGGGAUACAUGAUGGAGCUGACUGGAGUAAGAGAGUAUAAAGAAAACAAAAAUAAAAUUAAAAAGGAGACCUGGGGUCCUUUAUCAAGAUUCAUGAGUAACGAGUCCAGAACAGCCAGAUUUGAAGAACUGUUCCCAAAUGCAAUAUACACGGUGAAAUUGAGUGCGGUAACCCGAACUAGAAGGCGGGGUGAGGAGGAGAUUGCAGUGUGUCAUACGCAGGUUGCUGCCCCAGAUAGAAAACCAGGAGCCAAGUGGUCCAAGUUUUUCGACAAAGAAAGCAAUAAAUAUCUAUUUCAAACACAAUUGACAAAGGUCCCUGAGAGGAAUGGCCCUUUAUGCUGUUACAGAGUCCACGUGGUCCGUUUACCUCCCAAAUACGACAUGAAAGAUCUAAUGAAGUUUCCUCAAGAAUUGGACGUAAUAGAGUACGAAGAAGCGCAUUCCGUACAACCCAUGCUUGGGUCGUACAUAACUGAUAUAUUCACCAAUGAUGAUUUUCCAGAUAAUGGCAUCCUAACCCUAGUAAUAGGCGACGGAAAGAGGCUUUACAACGAAUCCAACCCUAUAUUAAAAAACGAAACCUGCCAGCGUUGUUUACUUCGCCCUGAACGCCAACAUAUUGUCGUACACCACACCACUACUACAGCUAAAGUCGUAACUACCACUGACGUUGACGAUUUUUAUACCACUGCUGACCCCGAGGAGGCAAAGAGAGAUAGAAGAAAAAGGAAUGCAGAUAACACCAGUGGGGGCAACAAGGAGUACGUGAACCCAAAGGACGGACCACUAGACUCCGAAGCGAACUAUACAUUCUUUGUUGAAUUAAUACCUGCCACUGAAUCGAUAGAACCGAUGUACAGCGAGUACCAGAACAUAUUGCGGCCUGCGCCCAGUCCCAUCGCGUCUACGCCCGCCUCCAUACUCGAAAUCGCACUGCAGGCGACGUGCGCUGUGGCGGCUCUCCUCCUACUGCUGAUGAUAAUCUUUUGCGUGAUGCAGUCGCGACGUUCGCGCAAAUUGCCGCCGCACGCGCAGCUCGAAAUGAACCCCAUGAACCCCUUACAAACUGCCAUUCAUUACGUGCGCAAGCAGCUGAGUGGAGGGUCACAGCGCGUGCCUCUAAUCACCCCGCCUGAUAUGCCGCCUAUCGCGACGGAGGACCUUGCCGCCGCUUAUGCCGAACGACACGCCGAUUCGGACUAUGGCUUCCAAAAAGAAUUUGAGCUUCUGCAAAUGCUGUCCGAGAGUUUCCCCGAUCGUUCAACACACGCGUCAGAAGCCAGAGAGAAUCAGCCCAAAAACAGAUACCCAGACAUAAAGGCGUUCGAUCAAACUAGAGUAAAGCUCUCUCAAAUUGACGGUAUCACUGGAUCUGACUACAUUAACGCCAACUACGUCAGAGGCUACAAGGAUCCCCUGGACACUGAUCAGGAACCAAAGAAAUUUAUCUGUGCACAAGGACCAACGGAUACAACAGUGAACGACUUCUGGCGUAUGAUAUGGGAGCAUGGCCUGGAAUUGAUUGUAAUGUUAACUAACUUAGAGGAAUACUCCAAAGUGAAAUGCUCCAAGUACUGGCCUGAUGAAGUGAGGGGGUCUAGAGCAUUCGGCAACAUUACUGUGCAACACGUCACUGAGAAACGAUACUCGGACUACAUAGUUCGGGAGCUGAAAAUAUCGAAGCAGCCAACCACUGUCGACGGACAGCCUAUUGUAGAAAACAACGGAAUCGCGAAAAGAAAUGGAGAUAUCAAAGAGCCGUCCGAAAGUGCACCAACCUCCCCGCGCGAAUCGAAAGACACAGGCGAGACGCGCAUCGUGAAGCAGUACCACUUCCUCAUGUGGAAGGACUUCGCUGCGCCAGAGCAUCCGCACUCCAUACUCAAGUUUAUUAAGCGAGUGAACGAAGCCUGGAACAACAUGGUGGGCCGACCAGUAGUGGUGCACUGUUCUGCCGGCGUCGGCCGCACGGGGACACUCGUCGCAUUAGACUGCUUGCUGGAACAGCUACGGGCCACGGGGCACGUCACUGUGUUCAACACCAUCGCUGAGCUGCGCAGGCAGAGAAACUUCCUUGUGCAAUCACAGAAACAAUACGUAUUCGUAUAUCGUGCGCUGGUCGAGUACGCUCACUACGGUGACACGGAAAUCCCCGCGUCCAAGCUGAAGAACUCCAUCGACCGGCUGAGGAACAUGCCAGAGGGCGCUGAUAAAUGCCUUAUGGAACAUGAAUUUGAGAAAAUGAUCGAUAGUCCAGUAGUAGAAGUGAUGAAAUCUUGCGCAGCAGGGCAGGCGGAAGAAGUGCGCUCGCGCAACCGAAACCAGGAAUGCCUGCCCUACGACCGGAAUAGGGUCAUGCUGACGCCCAUUCCAGGAAGAGACUACUCUACUUACAUCAACGCAUCCUUUGUUGAAGCAUACGACAACUCUGAAGGUUUCAUAAUUACUCAAGACCCGCUGCCAACCACUAUUUUCGAUUUCUGGAGGAUGGUAUCCGAACAGGGCGUCGCCACUAUUGUAAUGCUUAGUGAGCUGGGUGAAGGCAACAAAUGCCCGCGGUACUGGGACGAUGGUACAGUGCAAUACGAACACAUCUCCGUGCAGUACGACGAGAGUGAGUCUUGUCCAUACUACUCAAGACGGCAGUUCAGAGUUACUAAUAACAAGACGGGACACGUACAUUCGGUGCGGCAACUGCAGUACCACGGCUGGCCCACGGCACCUGGCCACGUGCCCGAAGUGACUCGCGGACUGGCCGAGCUGGCCGACGCUGCGGCGCCUCAAGCGGCCGCCGGAGAACAUGUCCAACCUAUGGUCGUACAUUGCAAUACUGGCACCGAGCGUUCGGCGCUGUUCGUGGCGCUGUGCGUGCUGAUCGCGCAACUGCGCGCCGAGCGGCGCGUCGACGUCAGCACGGUCGCGCGCAAAGUGCGCUCACAGAGGGACAAAACCAUCGACACUUUCUUGCAAUACGAAUUUCUACACCGUGCCAUACUCAACUACGCAGAGCUUCACAAUCUACUAGAGGAUAGUUAAGCAAAGUAACAACUAUUAUUUGUAUUUUUAACCACUCUGAAAACAAGACUUAGAAUCCUAAGCAAUAAGUGCAAAUCUGAACUCAAAUUUGGGUUUGAGAGUAGGCUCAAAAUUGCAUUUAUAAGUUGAACUUAAAAAAUGCUAGAGAAAAUAACAAUAUGUCAAAAUUGUUCAUUUAUUCAAUCAAUUUUCAAUUUUUUGUCUCUGUUUUAACAUUACAAAGGGCAAAUAAUUCGGACUUACUCUUCUGACAGUGUAUGUAGCAAAACCCUCGAUAGUCUAUCGAUACUUUUUGUUACCUCGAUAACUGGUCACAAUUCGAUAGCAAACUUAAAGAAUGAUAUAUAGCACCCAUUGACUUUAUUUGUAAGUCAAUGAUAGCACCGGUAUAAAUUCGUAUCUAUUUAUGUUAGACCUCUUUAAAAGUAAGUACUCUUUUCCUACAUCAUUGAUAUUAAGUUAUCAUAAAAGUAUUUAGAUUAUAAAAAAUGUUUGGAAUCCAGCACUAAAGUUCGGUUAACAUCGUGUGAUUAGUUUUCAAAGUAUCGACUGUAAUAGUGCUGUCAAAAGUUGUGCAACACUUUAAUCACAUUUAGGCACUGUAAAGAAUAUGGAAACGAAGUUACAAUGAAAGUGCCAUAUAAUAGAAGUAAUUUACUAGAAGUAAGAAGACAAACUUACAUUAUAUAACAAAUUUGUGUAUUGUUGGGGUUUUUACGUACUUUCAACAAAGAGUUCCAAUUUGAGCCUGCAGCUCUUUGUGUAUCUUGUGAAAAGAACCUAUCAAAAACAUUAAAUCAUAUGUCAAGUGAACAAGAGGCUAGUAGAAGAGGUAGUUCCAAGACACUCAUACCACAGUGCAGUAGUUUGUGUUAAAAAGAUAAUAACUGCAUUUAUAGCACGGGUACGUAACGACCCUGUGUUAUCUCUGAAUAUUUUUGACAUAUAGUUACCAAAAGAUUUAACAAUCAUAAAGGUUUGUUUAUAUUUGUGCAUGUGCAUUCUGCGUGACAGUCGUGACGUCACGUAAGCCCUAAAGGUCCCUGGUGACAUAAAAGUGCUGCGCAUCAAUUUAUAGAAUAUAAUAGACAAUCGAUGCUUCAAGUAACAAUAUCGAUAAGUCUAUCGAUAUUCAAUCUUGUGCCUCUACCUAAUGGUAAACUAAUGUUUACGGUUACAGAUAUCGCUACCAGCACACUUUUUUACGGUAAAUUGUACAUACAGCAUUCGUAGCGGUCACAACAAGUAACAUUUUGUUUUUAAAUAUUUUACACGGUCUAUAACGACAACCGUCAUUAUAAACUCCUAGUAGGUACUCUGAUGUUGUCGACAUCUCGACCAUCGACAGUCGAUAGUAAAAUUAUGAAUAAUUGUGCAACACCAGUGGGGUCUAUAAAUUGAUUGAAAUUAGAUGCGAAAACACACAUAAUAUAAAUAAACUCGUAAAACAAUGUUCGAUAACAAUUUUUAUACCGUAGCUUAAAAAUUACAUUAGGCAUUUGUAUAUUACUCAGUUAUACCCGCUAGGAGAGGCCAUUGCUAUGAUAGUUAAGUCCUUAAUUUCUGUUUUAUUUUUAUAGGUGCUUUUAUUAAUGUUAUGUGUUAUUGUAUUAUAUUGCUUUCUUUUGGAAAAGCAUGAUAAAAUAAUACGGGGUUACGUACACGCUGUUACAGACUGUCAUUAGCAAUUAAGCCGCGUCAAUAUGUAGUUUAGUCAACACUAAACUACAAUUAGAUAACUAUCCGCUUUUCGUUUUCUUUAAAUAUCACUAAUGUAAAAUUUCAAUGACAAGAGCUACCCAAUCAGGCACGUCGUGACACCUUAUUGGUUGAUUUCGGACAUUUCGUGUGGUGCCACCAAUUUGUCUUGCCUAUUUCUGUCGACAAGUGCGCAUUAUUGCGUUCCGGUUAUUAUAUUAUUGCGUUUCAAAGUUAAGGGUGGCACACGCACAUAGCAUUUGUCAGCCAGGUUGACAAGCACAGUGGCAGUUCCCCUCAGAUCUUUGCCAUUUAAAGCUCUGAGUGACACUGCAACUGCAGGCGUGUCGCGUACCAUCAGACGUACGACUUAUUCGUUCCUUCAUUUGGUAUCAUAAAAAAAUUGCUAUCUGCCAUUAUGUUCUAUUUUUUUAAGAAAAUUGCCAAUCAGAUAGUGAAAUUUAUUAAAGCGGAGUACGGUCAUACGGAUGCGCGAAUUAAGAUGUUGAACUUUGUACAUGGACCUUGUUGAAGAAAUGUUGUGCUUUGACCAGCAACAUGUUGCGCAACAAGUUGGAACUAAAUAUUUUUAUUCGUUAUGAACUCAAUGAUGGGGUAGAACUUGGCAUUGUCUUUUACUCGUAAAUAGUUAAAAAUAAGCUUUCUAAAACCUCAAAAUAGAAGCUUUACUUAGACCUUAAAAUAUGAAGAAAAGUACAGAACCAAAGCUGACUUUCACGUUUGAUGCUAUUCCUGGUAUUACAGUUUGCACGCUAUCAGUCAGCUUCCAUCAUUGAGGUAUCCAUCUUAUCACAAUAAAUAUUUGUCAUACUCCAAUCAGGAUAGAAACAAUCAAUGCCUAAAUUAAUAGACAACCUUUUUGUCUAACACCUCAAACUCAUCACCAAUCUAGGGUAGAUUACAAAAGUCAAUAAAGUGACCUUAACAAUGGCGCUGGAUGCGGACGUUCCGGGUUCGAUUCCCGGCAGGACCAAUUCAGGAAAUGAACUUUUCUAAAUUGGUUCUGGUUUGGGUGUUCUUGAAUCUAGUUUGAGACCUGGCAAUUGGUGUAGUUAUCUAGCACAUUAUUAUUAUUUGUGGCAAGCUAGUGGAAACCAGAUUUAAUUAACAUCAAACGGAAAAGCCAGAUGCGGGCAUUGUGGUAGCGGUAUUUUCGCUCCCAAAUGUAGAUUGUUUUUAACAAUAAUGCUUACUGUUAGCCUGCAGUGAGCUUCCAUUUAUGGCGGUAGUACACUCACGGCAAGACAUGCGAGAGGGUACAGGGAAAUACUCGCGCUGUCCCUCUCACGGUGUCACGUUGUUUAUUUGGGCGCAAAUCAAAGGGUCUGACGUUGUUUGCGGCUUCUUCGCUGUACACUCUGGCGCUUGCCGUAUGGCGGUAAGUUUGGGAUUGCGCGGACAUAUAGUCUGUCUUUUUUGAAGAUGGAAUAAAAUUACAGUUCAUUGCGCGAAAGAGUUACCCGCUUUCAAGCAGCUUGAUUGC